UAAAUUUUAUCACAAAAAUUCAUACUCGGAGGGAGGAACAGCAAAAUAUUUUGGGGAAAAAAACGGAUACAGAAACAGAGUGAACAAACUUGAUUCUCUGGGUAAUCUGAUGACGACGGGGUAAACUCUCGACGGUAUCGGUUUUGACAUAGGAGUUGGUUCAAUUGUAUGGUUUGAAGUUCCGAUCGAGGUUUAGUCGUCCGGUCAAGGCAUAUACUCAGUUUCGUUGUUGUUGGGUCUUCGUUCGUUUUGCUGUGUCGGCUCGAUUCAAUUUUGGUAAGGGAUUUCAGCUAUACAGAAGAUUACAGACAGCUUCAGAAAGAUUUGAUUUUCUUGAUCAGCUAUUGACAGAAAGUUCCCUCGAGGGUGUCAUGGGGUUGAGCAAAACUGAAGUGAACUUGAAGAGGUUACUUGUAACUGCACCACAGCAGCAAAAUCAAGCAAAGCUUAUACAUUAUGUUGCCACUUUGCGGGAACUACUGGAGCAGUUGGCUGACGAGAGGAAUUCUGAUGGAUUACCAAGGGUUUCAAAAGCCAAGGUGAAUGAAUACGCUGAGAACAUUGAAACUGUUGCUGCCAAGUUAGCUGUGCCCAUGUCUGAUGUGCAUACACCCGAGGAACCUGUGGCUGAGAGUUCCAGCAGUGGAACUCCUAAAGCAGAAGAAAGUGUGAAUUCUGCUUCCGAAGGAUUGAGAAGAAGAUUUGGGGUCCAUUCAAACAAUGAGGAGAGAUCUCGAGAUACCAUUGAUUCUGAUCAAUCAUCAGCUGCAGUCAAACUGGAUGAUGCUGCACGGACACAUAUUGAGAAGCACAGGAAACUUCAGGAGGAUUUGACUGAUGAAAUGGUUGUUUUGGCACGGCAGCUCAAAGAGAGCAGUCUCAUGAUGAAUCAAUCCAUCAAAAAUACUGAAAAGAUACUCGAUUCAACUGAGAAAGCAGUUGAGCAUAGUCUGGCAAGUACAGGGCAUGCAACUUCCAGAGCUAUGGACGUCUAUUCUCGGAGUUUCAAGACUACAUGCUUCCAGUGGCUUUUGAUCUUUGUCAUGACAUUAAUCUUUGUCAUGGUCGUAUUACUUAUUCGAGUCACUUAGGAGAUAUAACACAAACUCUUGCCUUUUCCCUAUUUGUGUCUAGUACCAGAACAUACCUCAUUAGUAGGGACAGGCAAAACCACCUGCAUUACUCUCCUUUAAUUUUAUUUAACUCCAACUCCAUAUGCUUUAUAUUGGAUAUAUUAUUGGUUGUUUUUAUUAGUACAAUUUUUAGUUUUUUUUUU
This is a messenger RNA of Solanum pennellii, 1276 nucleotides long. RefSeq lists its product as uncharacterized. The record is from RefSeq and is a predicted model, not a curated record. NCBI's taxonomy places the organism in Eukaryota, Viridiplantae, Streptophyta, Magnoliopsida, Solanales, Solanaceae. The transcript is spliced from 8 exons. Gene Ontology annotation, biological process: retrograde vesicle-mediated transport, Golgi to endoplasmic reticulum. Gene Ontology annotation, cellular component: endoplasmic reticulum; SNARE complex. Gene Ontology annotation, molecular function: SNAP receptor activity. The coding region runs from base 372 to 1091 and encodes 239 amino acids.